Molecule: messenger RNA, 1016 nt
Organism: Asparagus officinalis (garden asparagus)
Lineage: Eukaryota; Viridiplantae; Streptophyta; Magnoliopsida; Asparagales; Asparagaceae
Product: methylesterase 17
Exons: 4
Coding region: 45-812 (255 amino acids)
Biological process (GO): salicylic acid metabolic process; jasmonic acid metabolic process
Molecular function (GO): methyl salicylate esterase activity; methyl jasmonate esterase activity; methyl indole-3-acetate esterase activity
Source: RefSeq, a predicted model, not a curated record
UUUGGGUGGUAAAACUUAAAAGAUCGAUCGAUGAUCUCUCCCAAAUGACGAAGCCGGCGCCAUCGCGUCGCUUUGUCUUGGUUCACGUCGGCCAUGGAGCCUGGUGCUGGUUCAGGCUCCGGCUGCUUCUCGAGGCCGACGGCCGCGAGGUCACGUGCCUCGACCUCACCAGCGCCGGGGUUCAUCCCUCCGACGCCGAUUCGGUUGUUAGCUUCGAAGAGUAUGACAAGCCUUUGGUUGAUUUCAUGUCGUCACUGCCGGAGAACGAGAAGGUAGUAUUGGUAGGUCAUAGUGCAGGCGGACUAUCUUUGACUCACAUCAUGCAUGAGUUCCCUGAGAAAAUCUCUGUUGCCAUCUUCAUUGCUGCUACAAUGCUUCCUUCAGGGUUCCUCUCUGAACAAGACAUGAAAGAUGGAAUUCCUGAUUUAUCAUCAUUUGGUGAUGUAUACAACCUCAACUUUUCCCAAGGGACCAACAGACCACCAACAAGUGCUUCUCUAAGAAAAGAAUUCCAACGGAUAAUCUUAUAUCAAUCAACUCCUGAGGAGUACUCAACUUUAGCUUCAAUGCUGCUUCGGCCAUGGCCAGCCCAAGUAUUCAGCAGUGUAAGCUUCAGAGAAGAAGAGGAUGUAAACAAAAUAAGAAGGGUGUAUAUAAAGACAGCUAGAGAUAAUAUGGUGAAGCCUGAGCAGCAGGACGCAAUGAUUCAGAGAUGGCCUCCAAGUGAAGUUUUUGUCAUGGACGCUGACCACAGCCCCUUUUUCUCAGCACCUGAAGAGCUCUGCAAGCUAAUAUUUCAGGCUUCUAUCUGAAUAAAGAAUGAUAAUUUCAGUGUGUUUGUUCUUAAUUUGAAGAUGGACAUUUCAACAGCCUGUAAUAAUUUUAUUUAGAGUCGAACCUGUAAUAUCGUUGUUUUGGACUUACUACUCCUCGAUUUUAUCUAGUUUUCAACAAAAAACUGGGUCAAGAUCCUUAUUCUUCAAAAAGAAUACUAGUGUUUGGAAAUUUGAGACGGA